Molecule: messenger RNA, 1485 nt
Organism: Onychomys torridus (southern grasshopper mouse)
Lineage: Eukaryota; Metazoa; Chordata; Mammalia; Rodentia; Cricetidae
Gene: Kcna7
Product: potassium voltage-gated channel subfamily A member 7
Exons: 2
Coding region: 1-1485 (494 amino acids)
Biological process (GO): protein homooligomerization; potassium ion transmembrane transport
Cellular component (GO): membrane; voltage-gated potassium channel complex
Molecular function (GO): delayed rectifier potassium channel activity; protein binding
Source: RefSeq, a predicted model, not a curated record
AUGCUAUUUUUACGCGCGGACACCGGACACCCGGCUGGGCCGGCUGCGGCACCGGAGCCGGGCGUCGGAGCCACACGUCCAUCCGCCGGUCGGUCGUCCGAGCUGCGCGCUAUGGAGCCGGGGUGCCCGCCGCCCUGCGGCUGCUGCGAGCGGCUGGUGCUCAACGUGGCCGGGUUGCGCUUCGAGACCCGCGCGCGCACGCUCGGUCGCUUCCCGGACACGCUGCUGGGGGACCCGGUGCGCCGCAGCCGCUUCUACGACGGCGCACGCCGCGAGUACUUCUUCGACCGACACCGGCCCAGCUUCGACGCGGUUCUCUACUACUAUCAGUCGGGCGGCCGGCUGAGACGGCCGGCGCACGUGCCGCUCGACGUCUUCCUGGAGGAGGUGUCCUUCUACGGGCUGGGCGCGGCGGCGCUGGCACGGCUGCGCGAGGACGAAGGCUGCGCGGUGCCACCCGAGCGGCCGCUGCCGCGCCACGCCUUUGCGCGCCAGCUCUGGCUGCUCUUUGAGUUCCCCGAGAGCUCGCAGGCUGCGCGAGUGCUCGCCGUGGUCUCUGUGCUCGUCAUCCUGGUCUCCAUCGUGGUCUUUUGCCUCGAGACGCUGCCAGACUUCCGAGACGACCGCGACGACCCGGGGCUCGCGCCGGUGGCGGCUGCUACUGGCCCGUUCCUCACUCGGCUGAACGGCUCCAGCCCCAUGCCAGGAGCUCCUUCCCGUCUGCCCUUCAGUGAUCCGUUUUUUGUGGUGGAGACCCUCUGUAUCUGCUGGUUCUCCUUUGAGCUGCUGGUGCGUCUGGUGGCCUGCCCAAGCAAAGCCAUAUUUUUCAAGAAUGUGAUGAACCUUAUCGACUUCGUGGCCAUCCUGCCUUACUUUGUGGCGCUGGGCACCGAGCUGGCCCGGCAGCGGGGUGUGGGUCAGCCAGCUAUGUCCCUGGCCAUCCUAAGGGUCAUCCGGUUGGUGCGUGUCUUCCGAAUCUUCAAGCUAUCCAGGCAUUCGAAGGGCCUACAGAUCUUGGGUCAGACGCUGCGGGCCUCCAUGCGUGAACUAGGUCUCCUCAUCUUCUUCCUCUUCAUUGGUGUGGUCCUCUUUUCCAGUGCAGUCUACUUUGCUGAAGUGGACCGGGUGGAUACCCAUUUCACAAGCAUCCCAGAAUCCUUCUGGUGGGCAGUGGUCACCAUGACCACAGUUGGCUAUGGAGACAUGGCACCCGUCACUGCGGGCGGCAAGAUUGUGGGCUCUCUGUGUGCCAUCGCCGGUGUGCUCACCAUCUCUCUGCCUGUACCCGUCAUUGUCUCCAACUUCAGCUACUUUUACCACCGGGAGACAGAGGGUGAAGAGGCAGGGAUGUACAGCCAUGUGGACACACAGCCCUGCGUCACACUGGAGGGCAAGGCUAAUGGGGGACUGGUGGACGCUGAGGUCCCUGAACUCCUACCACCACUCUGGCCUCCCACUGGGAAACACAUGGUGACCGAGGUGUGA